UCAUCAAAGAAACGCUCUACAAACUUUGCUAGUAUUAAUGUGUUUGCUUGUGAGCUAUGACGGAGUUAAAGGAGAAAUGAAGUUAUCCAAACUAGAGGAACUAGCAUUGGAGAAGCAACUUCAACUUUUGAACAAACCAUCGGUCAAGACAAUUAAGACUGAAUGGGGAGAUACAUACGAUUGUGUGGAUUUCUACAAACAACCUGCAUUUGAUCAUCCAUCGUUGAAGAAUCACAAUUUUCAUCCUGGGAUGAAACCCACUUUAACAAAGAUAAAGCAAAUUCCAACUAACUCAACUAUUGAUGUAUCUCCGAAUACAUGGUCAGGGAAUGAACGUUGUCCUGCUGGAACCGUUCCCAUCAAAAGAGUUACAAAAAAUGAUCUUAUUAGGCAAAGACGUAUGCCUCCACCAGAAGAUUUCACAUCUGAAUCUCAAUUAGAGGAUACUAACAACAAUCUUGAGGCAACAGGAGUAUACACGGUGGAUCCAACAUUAUAUGGGGGUACUGAAACUAGGCUUUUUAUACAUUUCCAAGCCGGAAAGACACAUUGCUUCAAUACACUAUGCUCCGGCUUUGUAUUAGUAAACAGUGAUAUAGCUAUUGAUGGCGUAUUCCAUUCAGUUACUCGAAAGGGGAAGACAAUAUGGGAGAUUGCUUUGUACAUCGAUCGGGUACAAUUUAUGUAUCUUUUUGUCUAGUUUAUUAAGUUUUUCAAUAAUUGCUUAACAUUAGAAUUUUGAGCCUUUUGAAAAUGCUAAACUACAUCUUUUGAAAACUAAA
Messenger RNA from Lycium ferocissimum, 782 nucleotides. Its product is annotated as protein neprosin-like. The record is from RefSeq and is a predicted model, not a curated record. The transcript has 6 exons. Bases 38 to 700 code for a protein of 220 amino acids. Lineage: Eukaryota; Viridiplantae; Streptophyta; Magnoliopsida; Solanales; Solanaceae.